CAUAGGGAGAAGUACAGUACAGUCCGACCAGACUUAGGAGACUACAGACAGUCUGAGAAGUAGGAUAGCGGAUGGAAGAUGACCUCUAAGGCCGGACCCUUCCGACGUAUCCCUCUGAGAGAGGUUAUCCGGAUAGCAGCUUGGAUACCAGUGGGAAUCUUUUUCACUCGUAAUGUAUAUUCAUUGGCUCACAUCACCGGUGUGUCUAUGCAGCCAACAUUCAACCCCAAUCUCUCAACUUCUCCCCUACACCACGACGUAGUUCUUCUAGAACGCUGGAGUAUCAGAAUGCAUCAAUAUCGUCGUGGAGACGUGGUGACUCUUUGGUCCCCUCAAAACCCGGAUGUAUUAACUACCAAAAGAGUGGUCGCUUUCGAGGGUGAUCUUGUGACACCUCUCCCUCCCUCCGCACCUACUCCUAUUCGUAUACCCCCCGGACAUGCUUGGGUAGAAGGAGAUUCGCAUUAUGAUUCAUUAGAUUCAAACACUUAUGGACCGAUCCCCUUAGGCCUUAUAAAUUCCCGGGUGACUUAUAUACUCUGGCCUUUCACCCGAUUCAGCCCGGUGGUCAAUGGUUUAGGCAAAGCCAAGGGUCGUGUAAGGAAAUUUACAGGGGAAGUCUUUUAGUCUGUACCAUUAGAACAUCUAGCAUUGAUCAUUUGCAUCUACAACUUUUCCUCUGG
Molecule: messenger RNA, 683 nt
Organism: Tremella mesenterica DSM 1558
Lineage: Eukaryota; Fungi; Basidiomycota; Tremellomycetes; Tremellales; Tremellaceae
Exons: 5
Coding region: 79-627 (182 amino acids)
Biological process (GO): mitochondrial respiratory chain complex assembly
Cellular component (GO): mitochondrial inner membrane peptidase complex; membrane
Molecular function (GO): serine-type endopeptidase activity
Source: RefSeq, a predicted model, not a curated record